This is a messenger RNA of Aspergillus versicolor CBS 583.65, 2786 nucleotides long. RefSeq lists its product as uncharacterized. The record is from RefSeq and is a predicted model, not a curated record. Gene Ontology annotation, biological process: regulation of DNA-templated transcription; DNA-templated transcription. The transcript has a single exon. NCBI's taxonomy places the organism in Eukaryota, Fungi, Ascomycota, Eurotiomycetes, Eurotiales, Aspergillaceae. The coding region runs from base 458 to 2407 and encodes 649 amino acids. Gene Ontology annotation, molecular function: zinc ion binding; DNA-binding transcription factor activity, RNA polymerase II-specific; DNA binding.
GUAUGAACACCAAAAAAAAAAAAAAAAAAAAAGGACGUCUAAGGCAGCUGGAAGGGAGUUGCGGGGGAAUUAGCAAGACGGCGUCUUCCAGCUCCAAGAGGCCGCUUAUAGCCGUUUUCAGCAUCCACUUCAUGGGGAGACUUCCGCCCACAUUCACCAACACAGAUAGCAAUAGGUUGUCAACUGUUCGGUGGGGCCCUAAUGGUAAGCCAUAAAGUUGAUCGUGACGAAUGAGUGCAAGGAUUCUUCUGAAAAUCUUGGAUCGACCGGAGCAAGCGUGGCAGCUCUAGUGGCUGGGUGGGAGCUGGAGCUUUUUAUACUCGGUGACGGUAUCUUGUCAAUCAGUCCUUUCACCUAGACUCUCACCAAUUCCCAAGGGGAGUCGGCGUUCUUCUCUCUUAUUUUCGGUCUCCACCAAAUUGCCUGGUGCUACGCAGCUCCUCCUGCCUAGCUGAGAAUGCCCCCUCUCCGAGCCAAACGAGCCUGCGGCUUUUGCCGCGGACGUCGAAUUAAAUGUAAUGUGAUGGAGUCAAUGCCAUGUCACAACUGUAUUGCCGCCAGCACGGAGUGCCAUGUUAUGGAGUCCGCAAGAGGCAAAUGGCCUCGCUCUAACAAGGGCCGCAAAGCAGCGACGCCCACUGUUAGCGACAAGGCAGAAGAUGAAACUAGAUCUUCCAAACUUGCUGACGAGACAUCACCCACUCAGCAGACUGCGGUCCUACAGGAUGACUCCUCACUGGACCAACUAUCCACUCCUUACCAAGACAGCGAAGUCUAUCUCGGGGAGUCCACGCUACUCCGGGCAGUUCACAGCGACAGCACUCAAACAGGGCCCUACCGCAGCAACAAAUCCGGCCUUCGAUAUCCACUGCCUGCAGUUGCAGCUGUUCCCGAGUGGGAACAUCAACGACGACAGCGCAGACUGGAGAUGCUUACCGCCGAGGGUGCCAUGAUUGUCCCGGACAAAUUGGUCCAAGGUGGCUUAUUCGAAGCGUACUUCAAAUGGUUCCACAUAUGCUUUCCUGUGGUCAACAAAGAGGCGAUCCUUCGUCAAAGCCAGGCUGGUGAUCUUUCGCCUAUGCUUUGCAAUGCGAUGAUGUUUAUUGGUGUCAUUCAUUGCAAGGCAAGCAAAUUAAAAGAGAUCGGGUUGGGCAAUGGUGAAGAAGCAAGGCAUUUGUAUUACAAUCGCGCCAAGGACCUCUAUGAUGCUGAUUUCGAGUCCAACUCGCUGACCCAACUACAAGUAAUGUUUUUGUUAAGCUUUUGGCGUGCCGGGCCGCUACUGCAAAAGGACUGUCGCUAUUGGCUUGGGGCUGCAAUCACCCUUGCGCAGAAGAAGGCCAUGCACCGGUCAUUUGGUAUUCCGGAUGUCGUUCAAGCUAGGCUACGCAAAAGAAUAUGGUGGUCCAUUUACGUAAGGGAACGCCAGUGUGCUGCUGCCCUAGGUUUACCAAAUCGAAUUCGAGAUGAAGACUGCGACGUUGCGUCUCUCAUCCCACUGGAUUUCGAUGAUAUAGAAAAUGCAAGCUCUCCUGCCCUGGCCCAUAACUGGGAACACGUCAACUAUGCCAUUGAAAUGGCAAAACUGGCUAAGUUCCUUGGAAAGAUUGUCUGGAAGGAGUACACGCCAAAUAGCGAUUGCAGUUUAGCUGGUGGAUCCCAACUGAAAGCUGAACUCAAUGGCUGGUAUCAUCAGCUACCCGAUGAUCUACGCCUGGGGAACGAGACUGGGGGGUUGUUUGUAGGGAUGCUGCAUAUGGCCUACAAUAACCUACUCAUUCUUCUAUCCCGAAGAGCAUUUAUUGCCGCAGAGCAAACAGGCGCUCAUAAAGAAAGUCAGAUUGCUUACCAUGCCGCAUGCCGAAUCUCCCGGAUUGCGGAGGACCUACUUGCUGAGGAUCUUCUUGGAUACGGCCAGAUACAUCUCAUUACGUGCCUUUUCAACGCUCUGUGCAUUCACACGGUGAAUUUGCGCCGGGUCGAGGGUACAUCACGACUUGUGGCUGAGCAUCGUGCUAAAAUCUGCCUGUACGGCCUCCGGGAACUGCAAAAAACAUGGGAAGUAACCAACUGGAUACUUCAACUAUUUUUCCAGUAUCUUGAUCGCUCUAUGGCACGGCGCCUGCAGACAAGUGGCCAUGAAGAAGACGACGCGCAGGCUAUGCCAGAGGCGGAGGAAGCACCUGCAGCUCCUGGCCUUCCAAUAACCAUUCCGAUUACACCGAGAGAUGCUUUUAUUGACCCAAAUGAAUUAGGCAUAGACAUGCCACUGUCGAUGACAUUCGGCUCAGAUAGUUUGAACGGCACUUUACUCGAAGGGAGCGAUGGAUUCUGGUCUAAUGCUUUAUCAAGCCUUGAUGGGAUUACCCCGGUUGACCUUGAGCUUCUUGCGGGCUGUCUUACCUGACUUAUUAUACCCAUCACCACACCGAUGUACACCUGCUACAUGAAAAACUGAACCGGUGAAUAAAAACCGUUUCCGGGUGAAUUACAGAGGAACUAUCAAGACGAGAACCCCAUGGGAGCGUUCAAUCCGCCUCCAAACAUUCCUCCUCGAUCUCUCUGUUGUAAUCUCCAGAUCCCUCACUCAGGCCCCAGCCAAUUCUCUCUCUCAGAAACAUGGCUUCUAAGUCCUACAACCUGAUAGUAGUCGGCUCCGACUUUAUGGCCUGCAUGACCGGGUUGACCUUCCUGGAGACAUGCGAACGCUUGAUGCUUUUCUCCGCCUGGGUCAGGACUACAACUUUGACGAAGACUGUAUCCAUGAAAUGACCCAGGUUAACAAC